Pieris rapae (cabbage white) is the source of this 2034-nucleotide messenger RNA. It is a transcript of the gene Tua3, whose product is annotated as tubulin alpha-8 chain. Gene Ontology annotation, molecular function: structural constituent of cytoskeleton; GTP binding. Bases 148 to 1521 code for a protein of 457 amino acids. The transcript is spliced from 9 exons. Gene Ontology annotation, cellular component: microtubule; cytoplasm. Gene Ontology annotation, biological process: microtubule cytoskeleton organization; mitotic cell cycle. NCBI's taxonomy places the organism in Eukaryota, Metazoa, Arthropoda, Insecta, Lepidoptera, Pieridae. The record is from RefSeq and is a predicted model, not a curated record.
CUGAGCUGCCCAUCAGACGGGCGCUGAUUUGUAUUUUUUUAUCAAAAUUUCAGUUCCAUCAAAAUUUUUGUAAAACUGUUUUAGUUUAAUUUACACGAGUUUUUUUAUAUUUCUUUUACAUCGGAUUUACCAAAAUUCCUAGUAUCUAUGAUGAGGGAGUGCAUCUCAGUCCACGUGGGUCAGGCGGGUGUGCAGAUGGGCGUAGCCUGCUGGCAGCUGUACUGCUUAGAGCAUGGCAUCCGCCCAGAUGGAACCCUGCCUUUUUGUGAGACCGACGUCAAUCCUUCGGACUCCUGCUUCAAUACGUUCUUCUCGGAAGCUGACCGGGGCAAGAUGGUGCCCAGGGUUGUGAUGGUGGAUUUGGAGCCUACAGUAAUCGAUGAAGUAAGAUCCGGCGAGUACCGACAGCUUUAUCACCCGGAACAACUAAUUACUGGUAAAGAAGAUGCAGCUAAUAACUACGCACGAGGUCACUACUCUACAGGACGAGAGGUCCUGGGUCCGGUUAUGGAGAGAGUGCGAAAACUGGCCGAUCAGUGUACUGGAUUACAGGGAUUUUUCGUAUUCCACUCGUUUGGUGGCGGUACAGGCUCAGGUUUCACAUCACUUCUGAUGGAGAAACUUUCUGAGGAAUUUGGCAAGAAAAGCAAACUGGAGUUCGCAAUCUACCCAGCUCCACAGGUGUCUACCGCAGUAGUGGAGCCGUACAACGCAGUAUUGACGACUCACGCGACGAUCGGGCAUUCUGACUGCGCCUUUAUGGUUGACAAUGAAGCUAUAUAUGACAUUUGUAGGCGACGACUUUCGAUCGAGAGGCCAUCGUAUGCCAAUCUAAAUAGGCUAAUAUCACAGGUGGUGUCUUCAAUCACGGCAUCACUGAGAUUCGACGGAGCUUUGAAUGUGGACCUCACGGAAUUCCAGACAAACUUGGUGCCAUACCCGCGGAUUCACUUUCCUCUCGCUGCUUAUGCGCCGGUUGUCUCCGCUGAUAAGGUGUCUCAAUUCCAGGCAUACCACGAAGGAAUGUCCGUGUCAGAGAUCACGUCAGAGCUCUUCGAGCCCCAGAAUCAGAUGGUGAAGUGUGACCCAAGGGACGGAAAAUACAUGGCCUGCUGUCUACUGUACCGUGGUGAUGUGGUUCCAAAAGACGUGAAUGCGGCCAUAGCAGCAAUGAAAGGGAGAGCUGGGAUACGAUUUGUCGACUGGUGUCCUACUGGCUUCAAAGUUGGUAUAAAUUACCAGCCACCAUCGGUGGUGGCGGGAGGAGACCUGGCGCAAGUGAAGAGAGCCGCGUCUAUGUUGAGCAACACUACGGCCAUUGCGGAGGCGUGGGGCAAGCUCGACAACAAAUUCGACCUUAUGUACUCCAAACGGGCCUUUGUGCAUUGGUACGUCGGCGAAGGGAUGGAAGAGGGCGAAUUCACAGAAGCGCGGGAAGACUUGGCGGCACUUGAACGUGACUACGACGAAGUAGCCAUCGAAACAUCGGACAUGCCACCCGGAUGUGACGACGAACUAUGACGUCAUUGUUACAAUUGUUACUUCCACGCGCUCACCGUUCGACACGUGCUUACGAACAUUUGCAAGGAAUUUUCGUUUCCUUUGAAAUUUGCAUUUUGCCUAGAUUAACUGAUUACAAUGUUGCUAGCCUUUUGUUCUUGCAACUAUUUAGGCACAAGGAUUUAUUGUAGGUAAUUUAGCAAGCGUAGCAUAAUUGAGCGGUAAUGGAGCGUCGACGGCAAAGCGGACGCCAGAAAACCGCGGCCCUUUGGUUAUAAUGUUAAUUAUGGCAGCUCUUGUUGAAAUUUUAUUAAAGGUUCGAAAAUGUCCGCCGAGGUCGGGCGAUGCUCAAGUUGCCUCAUGUCGAUAUUCUAGUCUAUGGGUUAUAACUACCUCUUAUAAUAGGUGUUCCUCCCUCUUUUGUUCAUUUGGAAGUAUGUUCUCGAUUUUGAGCCGUGGGAGUGCUUAUAUUGUAAGCGUAAUUGUUUUGUAUGUCUGUAUCGUGUUGUUAAAUUUUUAAAAAGUUUUGUCUGU